GAAAUCUCAGCACGGAUUCAAAAAGCUCGUUUGGCUUUUGCCAACUUACGUCAUUGUGGGAUGGGCCACGUGUUACGUAUGCCUGAACAUCGAUUACCACGACGCGCAAUGUUAACUAGUGUAGGGGAUGGUUGGAAGAGAGUUAGAGGCGGCCAAACCAAAACAUGGCAUCAGUGCUUGAGGUCACUAACUUCUAGUCUGAGCCAUGUUGGCAAAUGCAGACUACCUGGUUGGGGUGCGCGUGACUAUCGUAACCAAUGGUUGGAAACUCUGAGUGACAUGGCUCAGAAUCGAUCACAAUAGCGUAGGAGUAUACACUCUUUAUCUUCCUUUAAACCUUGAGAUUAAAAUUGCUUCAUAACUUUUUUUCCUUCCUAUACUAUAUCCUUCUAUACAACCUUUCUUUAUAUACUACCACCACUAAAUUAAUUGCUUCUAUGAAUCCGGUGUUGAUCUUGUUGUGCUAACGAGGUAUGGCAACUUAGACCGAUGCAUAUAUAUGCCUAGUCCUACGUUGUAGCUGACUGACCUACCAACCAUAAUGUUAAAACUAGUUAUCAAAAUUGUUGACUGGUUCGAACUACACAAAACGAUCAUUAUUAAUUAGUUAAACUUGGUAAUUGCAGCAUCUGGCUUCAAACCACUUAGUUCCUGUGAUUUUCUUUAUUCGACCUUAUCUUCUUGACAGGUCCAAUCUUCUGUGUAGUUUAAUCUGUACCGAUUAUCUAGGAAUUUGGAGAUAUCAAACGUUCUUAUUAAAAAACUAGCUAUUCACAAUGGCGAUUCUUAAUGACUUAUCUAGAUGCAUUGUGGCCGUGUCAUAUGCACUGCUUUUGGUUGCUUCAGUAAUACUUAUAGCUAUUGGGGGGAGCAUACUUGUAAUUGCUGCGCGUUACAAACACGUUGUGACUGUAACAAACCUACAAUUUCCUGGUUAUAUUGUGCUGGGCACAGGAUUAUUGCUCCUGUGUGCUGGAUUGAUUGGUUUCAUAGCCUGCAUAAAACAUAGUCGCUGUCUACUUGUGUUGUUGUAUGUAUUAUUGCUCACUAUUUUACUAUGUAAACUGGCUGUUAUAAUCGUUUCUAUAUUUUACUGGCCAAAAAUUAGAGAACAAAUAAGUGGAGUACUUCAUGAAGAUCUGAAGAUGUAUGAUAAAGUUGCUGAAGUUCGACAGAUUGUCGAUUUUAUCCAGUCAAAUUUUGAGUGUUGUGGAGUGGAAAAACAAUCAGAUUGGAAAUAUUACAAUAACGGCAGUUAUCCUCGAAGUUGUUGUAAAAAUUGUCAGCUAGAAGAAUCGUUUAGCAAUAAAGAGUGUAUCUAUUAUCAGUAUGGCUGUCUCAAUUUCUUGGAACGUGAAGUUAAGAUAUAUUUGGGUUAUGUCAUUGGAUCCGCAUGUACCUUUUUCUUGUUGCAACUCAUCGGUUUGCACAGCAUAUGCGUUGUGAUUUGUCGGUCUCAGUCGAUCCAUCGUUGGCAGAAUGAGGGUUAUAUUAGUAUAUAAUCUAUCUUGAUCAAGUUCAUGGUUGAUUUUGGGUACUAAGUGUUUUGUAUUUCUACAAAGGAGGUAUGUUGGAUUCGUAGUGCUCCCUACCCAAGCUAAAUACCCUGCCUCUUUGGACAUAGAUCAUUCGUUGAUUUCACUGACAAACCAUUCAGGAGGACUAUUGUACGCUUAUUCAUUUUAUUGUUUAUAAUUCUGUAUCUAUUUCAUAAUCAAAUACAUUAAAUUAUUAAUUAAACU
Messenger RNA from Schistosoma rodhaini, 1742 nucleotides. NCBI's taxonomy places the organism in Eukaryota, Metazoa, Platyhelminthes, Trematoda, Strigeidida, Schistosomatidae. The record is from the annotation of a GenBank genome assembly.